AUGUUGAUCACAUUUGUAGUUGAUACAAGUGGAUCGAUGGGUCAAAAGACGAGUAAUGGAAUGACAUUGUUGGAUUGUGCCAAGGCAGCAAUAGAACACUUUCUAAAGAUAAGGUCAAAGGAUACACAGAUCUUUCGUAACGAUCGUUACUUUUUAAUUACAACAGAAGAGUGUCCGCAAGCAGUCAAGAUUGGAUGGAGAGACAACUUUAAUAGCUUUCUUCAAGAACUAAAGAAUUUGCAACCAAAGGAUCUAUCAAACAUACCGUAUUCUUUGGUGAAAGCAUUCGAUCAUUUGAAUCAAUUUCGUAUUCAAUCUCUCAUUGACAACUAUGGUUUGGGUCGUAACCCUUGGUUUAUUGAACCUGCUGUCGUUGUACUAUUAACUGAUGGUGGUGCUCAAAAUUCAAAUGGUUUAUUAGAUAAUAUACAAAUACCAAAAUCACAAUUAUCAGGAGGUGAUUUAACCAUUGAACCAUAUAGAUGGGAACAGAAAUUAUUUUCAUUGGUAUUAAGAUUUCAUGGAUGUGCAUCACCGAUUUCACAAACUCUUUCAGAGACACCUGUUAUUGCAGCGGCAUGUGAUGCAACUGGAGGUAGAGCACAUAUUGCAACUAGUAUGAAGUCAUUGACACAACAAGUUGAAAAUUUAAUAUCUAGACUACAAACAAGUGUGUUGGUCAAUUUCGAUGCAAUCACAACUCCCAAUAAUAUGCAUUCCAACAGUAAUCUUCCUGUACAACCACCACCUCCACCUCCUCCACCAUCACUUCAUAAAAUGUUAUUUGUAAGACCUGGUCAAGGUUUUUGGCCAAUUCCAGAAAACUAUUAUACAGAUUUUUCAACUUUUAAUUUAAUACCAAGACCAUCACAUCCAACAAUUAAAUUUUCAUUACAAGAUUCAGAUACAAAUAUACCAGAGAAUUUUCCAUUUGAUAAAUAUGAAGUGGAACCAUGUCCGGUGACACAAUAUAUCCUAUCAAACAAACUUACUUGUCUACAUGUAUAUAUAAUGAAUCCUUCACCCAAAUGGAGAAAUGAAUUUGACAAUUAUCUAAUGUCAAUCCCCAUCUAUUAUAUUGGUCCAAUUAAAGCUGCUUUUAAAAGAUUUGCAAAUAUUAAUGUCGUUCCCGAUCCAAUAGAUGCUCAAUACAAUAAUUAUAUAAAGAAACAAAAAACAAAAAUGGAAAACGAAAGAAUUUUAUUACAACAACAGCAACAGCAACAACAGCAGCAACAACAACAACAGCAACAACAAAACAACAAAUUUAGUAAAGAUUUGUAUAGUUUUAAACCAUCAAAUACUACUCCUGUUGCACCACAACUAAAUUAUUCAAACAAACAAUUUAUUGGUAAAAAUUAUCACAAGAUUUUAGAGUCUAAUUAUGAUAGUCUCAGUGGUACAGUUCAACAGUAUUAUGACAGCGGCAAUAGUGGUUCAAAUGGUGACGCAGAUGAUGAUUCUUUAUCAAAUUCAUUGGGGUCUGGUGACAUUGAAUUGGAUUAUUAUAGUACUAGCAGCAGUACAAAUAAUAAUAGUAACUCUGAUCAAAUUGAUCCAACAACUUUUGCAAAUAUGCUUUAUAGAAACGUGUUUGAUAUUCAGAAACCAAAUUUACUCGAUCAAUUGGACAAGAUGCGACAGCAUAUAUUCAAACGAAAGAUUGACACAGAGAUUGGAAAGUUUAGUGUCCCAAUUAGUCAGAUGGGCAAUUAUCACGAAACCAUCAACAAAAGAGAAACGCUACGUGAAAUCGACGAGGAUAGAAAACCAAAUCAUCCCCUCUUUGGUAAUCCAUAUCGUAGCAAGGACAAGGGGCAUAGAGGGUUUGAAGUAUCGAUUGAUGAGGCUGAACUUGACAGCGAUAUAGAAGGAUCUGGUGGAAAGAAACCAAUCAAUCCACAAAAAAGAAAGAGAAGAUUGCCCCCACCCAUCCCCAUCGUACCAAUGUCCAAACAAAUACAAUUACAAAAAGAACAACAGGCCAAAGAACAACAAUUCAAAGAACAACAACUCAAGGAACAACAAGAAAGAGAGCAAAAAAUCAAAGAACAACAACUUAAAGAACAACAAGAACGUGAACAAAAGAUACGUGACCUACAACAAGCCAAAGAACAACAAUUACUCAAAGAACAACAAGAACGUGAACAAAAAAUACGUGAUCAACAGGCAAUUCGUGAAAAGGAAUUAUUAUUAUCACAACAACAACAACAACAAAAGUCAAUUUCAUCUAAUAUUCCUCAACAAGUCGCACCACCACCUGUAAUUAAUAAUCCAGUUCUCAUUUCAAAUAUUAUUCCAAAUAUUCCAAGUCCAAAACUACCUGUACAUUCUCCACCAACAGCCUCCACAAUUCAUAAACCACCUCAACUACCAUCCAAAACACCAUCUCCUCCCCUUGUUCAACAACAGUCGCCAAUUAAAACUCCGUCACCUCCACAAGUCCAUCAACCUCCACCUCCACCUCCACCACCAAACCAACAACAUUCAUCAAAUAAUCAACAUGUAUCACCUGCUAUACCACUUGUUCCAACCAACUAUUUGAUACUUUUACAAAACAAUGAAAAGGUAUUAAAAUUGAUUAGAAAGGAAAUUAAAAGACCAACAAGAAACAAUUCAGAUUUUGUCAUUCAAACUAUAUCUAAACUCGUUGGAAACAAAAAAGAUAUAGAUGUUUUAAUAUCAAAACAAAUUUUACCAUAUGCACAAGAAUUUAAAAAAUAUUCUUUAAUUUUAAGGUUAGAGUGUAUGUUGGAAAAAUUAAUCCAAUAA
This is a messenger RNA of Cavenderia fasciculata, 2772 nucleotides long. RefSeq names its product type A von Willebrand factor domain-containing protein (gene ints6). Gene Ontology annotation, biological process: snRNA 3'-end processing. The coding region runs from base 1 to 2772 and encodes 923 amino acids. Gene Ontology annotation, cellular component: integrator complex. NCBI's taxonomy places the organism in Eukaryota, Evosea, Eumycetozoa, Acytosteliales, Cavenderiaceae. The transcript is spliced from 4 exons. The record is from RefSeq and is a predicted model, not a curated record.